AUGGAAGGCCCUGUAGGUGAGCUCCACCGGCGGCUGACUGAUGGAGAGGAGCAGCUCAAGGUGGUAGCAAUCGUCGGUGUUGCAGGCAUUGGUAAAACCACGCUUGCCCUGAAAUUGUUGGGUAAGCUCCAGGGACAGUUCGAGUGCGCCGCCUUUGUGCGGACAGCACAAAAGCCCAAUAUGAGGGGGAUCAUCAGCAGUAUACUCUCACAAGUUCGUCCGCACCAACUGCCGGACCCUGCCGACAUGCACCACCUCAUCCGCGAUCUCAGUGAACAUCUACAAGAUAAGAGGUACUUCAUUGUAAUUGAUGACUUGUGGGCUACAUCAGUGUGGGAUGUUCUUAGUCGUGCUUUUCCAGAGGGUAGUUCAUGCAGUAGAAUAGUAACUACAACUGAAAUUAUAGAAGUAGCUCGGGCAUGCUGUGGUUAUCUCCCUGACCAUAUUUUUCAGAUGGAAUUUCUUAGUGAGGAUGACUCACAAAAACUAUUGCUCCAAACAAUUCUCUCAGAAAAUCAAAGUCCUCAACAUUUCGAUCACGUUUUACCUCAUAUUUUGAGAAAAUGUGGUGGGUUGCCACUAGCAAUCAUUAUGGUAGCCAGCCUUUUAGCAAGCCGACCUGAGAAACUAGAUCAACUGGGCUUUGUGCAGAGUUCUCUUGGUUCAAAUAUGCGGUUGCAGGCACAUCCUGCCAUGGAAAGGUUUAUGGAACAAUUAUUGAACAUUAGGUUCGAUUGUCUUCCACAUUAUUUGAAGACUUGCCUGCUUUAUCUUAGUACUUGUCCAGAGGGCUACAUAUUCUUGAAGGAUGAUUUGGUGAAGCAAUGGCUAGCUGAGGAUUUUAUAUGUGCACAAUUAGGGAAAGACAUGGAGGAAGUUGCUAGAAGCUAUUUUGAUGAGCUUGUCAGUAUGGGCCUGAUCCAAGUUAUGGAUAUCAACUACAGUUAUGAGCUAUUGUCUUAUUCAGUCCACCAUAUGGUUCUUGAUUUUAUCACAUGCAAGUCUAUUGAAGAGAACUUCAUCACUGUAGUGGAUUAUUCUCAAACAGCAAUGCUACUUCCUGAUAAAGUUCGCCGAUUGUCGCUCCAGUUUGGCAGUGCAACAUAUGCAACUACACCAGCAAGUACCAGAUUAUCACAAGUUCGAUCACUCUUCUUUUUUGGACUGUUUAACUGCAUGCCUUCAUUAAUGGUGUUUAAGUUUCUUCGAGUUCUAAACCUUCGUCUUGGGGGCGAUCUUGGAAAUAUGAGUUUGGACCUUACAAGAAUUAGUGAACUGUUUCGACUGAGAUAUUUGCAGGUCACAUGUAGUGCCAUUGUGAAGUUACCAGAUCAGAUUGAAGCUAUGAAACAUUUGGAAACACUGGAAAUAAAUUCAAGAGUAUGCGCCAUUCCUCCGGACAUUGUUCGCCUUCCGAGCUUGUUGCAUCUCUGUCUUCGAGGUGGAACAAAUCUACCUGACAGGAUUGGCCAUAUAAGAUCUCUACGUACACUAAAGUAUUUUGACCUUGGUGAUAACUCCGAAGACAAUUUAUGGAGCCUUGGCGAGCUGACAAACCUGCGGGAUCUACAUUUCACAUAUUCUAGAUUACCAUCUAGUGAACAUUUGAAGAGAAAUCUGAUAGCUCUGGCCUCUUCACUUGAGAAACUUUGUAACCUCAAAUCUGUCACUCUGGCUCCUGGUGCUGCAGGCAUGGUUGUUCUCUUUGAUGGCUCGAGCGGCAUGUCCUCUCCUCCAGUCUUCCUUGAGAGGCUUGAGCUGUUGCCGCCCAUAUGCAUCUUUUCCAGAUUUCCCAAGUGGAUUGGACAACUCCGCAAAAUCUGCAUUUUGAAAGUUGCUGUUAAAGAACUGCUGACGAAUGAUAUUGAUAUCCUCACAGGAUUACCCUCCCUCACAGUCCUCUCGUUGUGGGUCCAGACUGCCCCUGAGGGAGAAAUCAUCUUCAACGAAGGGGCGCUCCCAGUUCUCAAGUAUUUCGAGUUUAGGUGUGACGUACUUUGUCUGGCUUUCAUGGCAGGAGCAAUGCCCAAUCUUCGGAGGAUCAAGCUAGCUUUCAAUACUGAUAUCAGGGAGAAGUACAGCAAUAUGCUUGCCGGAAUCGAGCACCUUUUAAACCUCCAGGACGUCACUGGACAAAUUGGGGUAGUUACUGAAUCUGACAGAAGGGCUGCUGAAUCAGCAUUCAAGGAAGCCAUUAGCAAGCAUCCAAUGUCCUCUAGAUCUAGCAUACAAUGGGUGGAUCCAGUUGAGAAAGUAUUCCGUCCUUCAGAGAAACAGUAUUUGAGGCGAGGAAGAGGUUCAUCAGAUGAAACGCAUGGGGGUCUAGAGAAAGCCGAAGAUGCGAUCAAACAUGCUAAGAGAGGUAAAACUUCUUCCGCUGGGCUGGAUCUGGACCACGAUGUCAAGGCCUACAGAACCUCUUGUUCAAGCGCUUUUUUCCCUCAAAAGCGCGUCAGAACACGCUUCUUUUGCAUUAGAAGAAAGGCCACCAAAAUGUGGCAAAGCUACACAACCACCAAGGGUGGCACUGACCGAACUGAAAACAAGAAAGAGCAGCAAAAACUACAGACCCCGCUAAAUUAUGUACAAAGGAAAAACCAACAGCAAAGCUCUCAUUCAAGUGCUUCAGUUGGGAAUAAGACAGAGGACGCAAAAUUGUUCAGUACCACUUCUUCAUCAUCAAAUUUGCAAAGCAUUGAAGUUAGUCAUCAGGUAGCUACUGAACGUGAAGAGCAGAUGUUGCCGGACUCCAUGGAACAGGAGUGUCUGGAUAGCAGCCAGUCUGGGGAGCAAAUUGCUGCUGAGACUGGUGUGCACUCUCAGGUCUCUUCUCCCUCAUCGUGUUCUCUCUCAUCAGCAAGGCACCACGAAGAAGAGCAUGCUUCUGGGCUCAACUUACCUGGAGAAGUCACGGUGAUGAGCUCAAACAUCAUCUUGAAGCAGGAUAUUCUUGCUAAGGUUAAAGAACAUGAAGAACAAAUUGCUCGUUUAAGAAUGCACCUUGUUGACUAUUCAGUGAAGGAAUCCCACAUACUUAAUGAGAAACUUGUUUUGGAAAAACGUAUUGCACAUAUGCGAAGGGAAUUUGAUCAGCACCAACAAGAUUCCCUUGAUGCCGCAUCAAAAGCUUUGUCUUACAGACAAGACAUUAUUGAGGAAAAUCUCCAUCUGGCAUACUCACUACAGGCAGCACGCCGAAGGAGAUCAAAUUUUGUACUUUCUUUGAUGCCUCUUCUGUCAGCACAUAACCUGCGGCCUUCUGUUCCCGAUGCUCAAUCAAUUGUUAGCAAUCUAAAGGUUUUGUUUACGCAUUUGCAAGAGAAACUCGCUAUUACUGAGGAGAAACAGAAGGAACUACAGUACCAGAUUGCUCGGCGUGCUGAAUCUUCCAAUAUUAUGGCACAGACACCUUCUGAUCCUCCUGGAAAUGCAUUGGUUGCUUCUUGCCAAACCGGCCUUGACAUUGUGCCCCAGCAAGCAUAUCCUCAUGUACAGCGUCCAAUUUCCUAUCCCGUUCGAGCUAGACGGGAUAGGGGUUUAUUGGCAAAUGAGAACCGUCAGAUCCUCCCAACCAAGGCUGCUCUGACAGACACUGAGCACGACAAUGUUGGAAGGACCUCUCCUCCAAGAAGCAACCAAUUUACCAAGUAUGGUGUAGCAAAAGAAACUGAGCGCGAUUCUCGUGCUGGACGAUCCCGUGCUGUACGAUUUAACUUUGAAUCCAAGGAUCAAAACCCAUCAUUCAAGGACCCUGUUGGGGGUGAUGUAACAAAAAAACUAGAAGGAGCUGAAACCCAAACUUCACGAGAACCUCCUGCGGAGUGGAGUCCUCAAGGCCCACCUAAUUUGGCAUCUGUCCUUGACGCUGUGGAGGAUGACCCACUACCAGCCAUAGAUGGGCUAAGAAUCACAGGUGAAGCUUUUCCUGGAAGUGAACUUCAAGCAAGUGGGUAUUCCAGCAAUGGGACCACAAGUUGUUAUUUUGAGUGGGUACGCCAUUUGGAAGAUGGAUCGGUAAAUUACAUAGAAGGUGCAAAGCAACCCACAUAUUUAGUUACUGCUGAUGAUGUGGAUUCUUUACUAGCCAUAGAGGUCCAGCCUCUAGAUGACCGAAAAAGAAAGGGGGAGAUCGUGAAGGUUUAUGCUAAUGAGCAGAGAAAAAUUACUUGCGAUCCUGAAAUGAAGGAGCUCAUCGAGAAAAUUCUUUCAAUUGGGCAUGUGUCUUAUGAAGUUCUGCUACCUGUUAAAUUUAUAAAUAUGUGGGAUCCUGCCUUAUUGGCAAUAAACAGGGAAGGUUACAGCAUUAAGUGUAAUGGACAGCGUGGUGUUGUUAUGACAGAGAAAUUCCGGCAAGCUACGACUAUCAAUAUCCCAUAUGGGCGUCCCACUGAAUUUUCAAUCCAGUCUGCUAAGGGUGCUGAGUACAAUCUCAAGCCUGCAAAAAGUUCCCCAUCACGAGAUGCCAUCGUUCUAAUACUGAGGCUGUACAGAAUGAAGGCUCUUGAGAAGAGCAAGGGAAGGAAAAAGGGGAUCUUCUUCAAGUAG
Molecule: messenger RNA, 4545 nt
Organism: Triticum turgidum subsp. durum (durum wheat)
Lineage: Eukaryota; Viridiplantae; Streptophyta; Magnoliopsida; Poales; Poaceae
Source: the annotation of a GenBank genome assembly